Messenger RNA from Durusdinium trenchii, 1180 nucleotides. The record is from the annotation of a GenBank genome assembly. NCBI's taxonomy places the organism in Eukaryota, Dinophyceae, Suessiales, Symbiodiniaceae.
CACAGGAGCGCUUAGCUACUUACAACUGCCAAGUAGGAGCCAUGGCCACCACGGUGAGGGAAGUGCUGCCCGCACCGGCCACGCGCAGCCGCAGCGUCUCCGCGUGGACUUUACGGCGACGUCCGGCGAUGGAAGAGACGGGACGGAUCCAGAGCGAGCCCUGGGGUGCUCGCAGAACCCCUGUUCGGUGUCUCACAGCUGCCCUGUUCGGUGCGACCCGCCGGAUCCAUCGGCUAAAAUUGCGCAGCAGCUUUGAGGUUCAGCCCAUCGAAGGCAAAGGGCUUGGGGUUGUGGCCAUGAGAAAUAUCAGUCAAGGUGAAAUGAUACUUGAGGAUCAGCCCAUGCUGGCCAUUCCAUGCAAAGACUUGGAUCGUCUCACAGAUCGUGAUGUCGAAGAGAUGGUAAAGGCCUUGCCACAGCAAAAGCAAGACUUCUUCUGGAAGCUCUUUGAUGCCGAGAUUUUUGGUGACAAGCGAUCAGCCAAAAGCCGAGUGCUGACCAACAGCUAUCCUGUGGAAGAUGCUUCUGGCCACGAAUGUUUUGGUGUGUUCAAUUCAAUCGCACGCUUCAAUCAUAGCUGCGUGCCGAAUGUUCACAAUAGCUGGGACAUCGAGACACAAUCCGAAACACUCUAUGCAUCCCGCGAUAUCUUCGAGGGCCAAGAGCUUUGUACCUCCUAUUUAAAGCCGAAGGAUUUGUAUCGUUCAAGCCAGGAGCGGCGCCAGCUUUUGCAACGCUUGAAGUUUCGAUGUAACUGCGAAGCCUGCAGCUUGACUGGAGAAGAUGCCGUGCGGAGUGACCAGCGUCGAAAGGAAUUGCAGAGCUUGACCAGGCAGCUCGAGGAAAGUGACACGACAGUGCGCCCUUCAGAACGUGCUGCUUUGCUUCAGCUGGUUGAGCAAGCUAUAGGGCUCAUCGAUGCGGACUUCCGGAAGAAUCCUGCCUUGAAGUGCCGGGUUUACUCUGCGGGCUUUGAGCUGGCGGCUGAGCUGGCAGACUUGGAGAUGGCAUCGAAACUGGCGAAAGCGGCACUGGAAGAGAUCCUUUUGGUGGAAGGAUCCACGUCUCCCAGAACCAUGAUGCUGCAGCAGUGUGUGGAUUUGUGUGGAUAAAAGUUUGCGGGAGGUUCAUCCCUCGAAAAUGCAUCAGGCUUCUUGCAAAACAAAGGAUUGGAUUUGUU